Molecule: messenger RNA, 1578 nt
Organism: Brettanomyces nanus
Lineage: Eukaryota; Fungi; Ascomycota; Pichiomycetes; Pichiales; Pichiaceae
Exons: 1
Coding region: 1-1578 (525 amino acids)
Biological process (GO): acyl-CoA metabolic process
Cellular component (GO): mitochondrion
Molecular function (GO): fatty acyl-CoA hydrolase activity
Source: RefSeq, a predicted model, not a curated record
AUGUUCAGGUCUCUACCAAAUCUCACUUUAAGGCAUUCAUGGUUUAAGAGUAGUUAUGCCAUCGCCAAAACGAUUAGGCAAGUAUCAUCUACUUCUGUCAGAUACCGAUCUGCCACCAAGUUCAAUGAGGAAUCCCCAAAUCCCGAGGAUGCUGCCGAUGCUACCUCGACCGUUCUAUCGGAUGCUGUUGAUUUCCAAAAACGUUUACAAUCCAAGAAUAGACUGACUUGGUGGGAGAUCCUCCAGAAGCGUUCCGAAAGAAUUAAAGAGGGUAAAAUGAGUGACUCAGACACAUUGGAUGACGUCAAGACUACUGCAAUAACUGACAAGACGCGCUCAGAUUCUUUUUCUUAUGUGUGCCUUCCUUUCAAAGAUGACAUAUUCUUAAGGGAUUUUUACAUAAAUGCUCCAGGGAGACUUAGAUUCGGUCAUCUGUUUCAGGAUUUGGAUGCUCUUGCCGGAAGAGUCGCUUCCAGACAUUGUAAGCCUGCUGAACCCAUGAAUGUUACCGCCUCUAUUGACAGAAUUUAUGUUACAAAGAAGAUUGAUGAGAUUGACAAGUUCAAUUUUGUCCUCGUUGGCUUUGUCACCUACACCGGACGUUCCACGAUGGAGAUAUGCAUAAAGGGUCUCGCUUACUCGGGAUCAAUUCCCGCCAAUAUUACUACGGACAUUGUGAUAUCUGACGCUGAGAAGUGCUUUAUUUCUGCCAACUUCACUUUUGCCGCCAGAAACCCCAUCACUCACAAAGCGCAUGCCAUUAACAAGAUUCUUCCAACUACGGAGAGAGAAUGGGCAGAUUACAAACGUGCCGAGUCUCAUAAUGCAGCCAAGAAAAUGCGUGCCAAAUCGGAGAACUUGAACAAGGUACCUCCGACUGACUUUGAGUCUAAGAUGAUACAUAGCCUAUUUACAGCGGGAAAGGCAGCGGAAUCGUUGGAGAAAAGGCCUGAGAACGUCUCCUUUAUGAGAGAUACACGUCUCAACUCUACGCAAAUUCAGCAGCCGCAGUACAGAAAUAGGAACGGUAUUAUUUUUGGUGGCUAUUUGCUUAGACAAACCUUUGAAUUGGCUUAUUGUGCAGCUGGCGCAUUCUCUAGAGCCGCUCCUAGGUUCGUUUCUUUAGACAACACCACUUUUCAGGCUCCAGUCCCAGUUGGCUGUGUUCUAUUCAUGAAUGCGGAAGUUUGUUAUACGGAGCACGUACAUGAGACGAAAGAAGACGCACCUUCAUCAGCACAAUUGAACGGCUUACUGAAUGAUUACGAUACAGCUGCGAACGGCCUUAGUGAGGAUCCUCACGAACUUAUUAGUGUUCCAGGAACUUUGAUACAAGUCAAGGUGAGCACCAAGAUCAGAUCAUUGAGUGACUCCAAACACUACAUUGAGAGUGGAAAGUUUGUUUAUUCAUUCUUUGUUCCUAGAGAUACCUCUGGUGUUUUCGAUCAACCAGGAUACUCUUCUGUGAUUCCGGUUAGCUAUGAGGAGAUGAUCGAUUAUGUGGAAGGAAGAAGAAGAGCUUACGAGACCGCAGCAUAUGCCCAACAAUUGAAGCUCAAUGGCGAGAUGGCAUACUAA